GCAGCCAGGAGGAGGAGGAGGAGGAGCCGCCGCCGCCGCCGCCGCCGUCGGGGAGGCGAGCUGCCCCAGGAGGGCCGGAGGAGGAGAGCGCAGCAGCUCCUCACGCAUGGAGACGCCGCCGCCGCCGCCGCCGCCGCUGAGGGCCCGGCUCGCCGGCGGGGCAGCGGCUGCGGGGGACGGCCGGGCUCUGCUACCCUUCGCCCCGCCGCCGCCGCCGCUGCUGCUGCUGCUGCUGCUGCUCUCCUCGGGCGGCGGGGCUACGCAGGAGCUGAGUCCGCGCGGGAGGAACGUCUGUCCGGCGCCGGGGUCCUCUGGAUUUGUUUGCUGCCCAGGAUGGAGACAGCAAGAGGAGGAGUGCCCCAUAGCCGUCUGCGAGGGCAACUUCACCUGUACCAACAACGAGGUGUGUGUGAGGCCCAACGAGUGUCGCUGUCGCCAUGGCUAUUUUGGGGCCAACUGCGAAACCAAGUGUCCCCGCCUCUUUUGGGGCCCGGAUUGCAAAGAGCUGUGCAAUUGCUAUCCCAACGGGCAGUGUGAGGACGUGACGGGCCAAUGCACAUGUAAUGCCAACCGCUGGGGCCCACGGUGUGAGAACGUCUGCCCUUGCAAACACGGCAAGUGUGACCAGAAGACGGGCAAGUGCUCCUGCGAGCCGAACUGGUGGGGCCCCCAGUGUGCCAGCGCCUGCUACUGCAGCCUCAACUCACAGUGCGACCAGAAGACCGGCCUCUGCCUCUGCCAGCCGGGCUGGUGGGGCCGCACCUGCAACAACCAGUGUGCCUGCAGCAACUCACCCUGCGAGCAGUUCACGGGGCGUUGCCAGUGCCGCAGCCGCACCUUUGGCCCCCGCUGCGACCGCUACUGCCAGUGUCAUAUGGGGAAGUGCAACCAGGUAGAUGGGACCUGCACCUGCGAGCCAGGCUACCGGGGCAAGUUCUGCCGCGAGGCCUGUCCGGCCGGCUUCUAUGGACAAGGCUGUAGGCGACGGUGCGGUCAGUGCAAAGAGCUGCAGCCGUGUACAAUUGUGGAUGGCCGUUGCCUGGCCUGUGAAGCUGGUUGGAAUGGCACCAAAUGUGACCAGAUCUGCUCUUCGGGCUUUUACGGGGAGGGUUGUGAGCAGAUCUGCCCCCCCUGUAAGGAUGGCCACACCUGCAACCAUAUCAACGGGAAGUGUUCUCACUGCAACCCAGGCUGGAUUGGAGACAGGUGCGAGACCAAAUGCCGCAACGGGACUUACGGCGAGAACUGUGCCUUCGUCUGCAGCAGCUGUUUUAACGGGGAGUGCCACUUUGAGACCGGGAGGUGCCUCUGCCAAGCCGGGUUCCACGGCACGUUCUGCAACCUGACCUGCCCAACUGGCCACUACGGUGCAAACUGUGCUGAGCUGUGCAACUGCCACAAGGACUCCUGCAACCCCUUCACCGGCCUGUGCCACAUGGAGGCGAACCAGCGGAUGGGAGUCAUUGGCGCCGGAGUCCUCCUGAUCUUCCUGCUUUGCCUCCUCUCGUUGUUGUCCUGCUGUUGCAUUUGCCGCAAGAAGGAUCAGGCCCGGGACAUUCGCCAGGACUUGGCUCGCAAAAAAUCUUCAAGGCGCCUCUGUGGACAGUUCAGCCAAAUCAGUUUGAAGCUCCCCCGGAUCCCCCUUCGCCGUCAGAAGUUGCCAAAAGUUGUAGUGGCUCAUCAUGACUUGGAGAACACCCUGAACUGCAGCUUCAUUGAACCUCCUUCUGUGGUCGAUCAGCCAUCACCCUCUUGGUCAUCCAGGGGCUCCUUCUCUUCCUUCGACACCACGGACGAAGGACCCGUCUACUGCGUGCCCCACGAAGAGAGCGACCACAAGGAGCGCGCCUCGGCCCCGAGCAGCACCCUGGAGAAGGCCCCGCAGCCGCUGCGCAAGGGCCCGGCGGUGGCGGCCGCGGCGGCGGCGGCGGCGGCGGCGGAGGAGGCGGGCGAGUACACCGUCCUGAAGGAGAGCCCCCCGGGCCCGGCAGACGGCGGCGAGGCGCCCCUGCUCAAGUCCUCGGACAGCGAGCGCUCUUCCUGCGGCUCCGGCUCGGUCAGCGGCGCGCUCUACGCCCGCAUCGCGCGCCUCUCCAAGCAGUCCCGGGAGGAGGAGGAGGAGGCGGCCCCGGCGGCCAAGCCCCCGUCCCCGGAGCGGGCCAAGCCGCCCCCGCCGGACCCCUCCACCAAGCCCAAAGUCUCCUGGAUCCACCACAAGUACAACGCGGCCCAGAGCAACUCCCUGCCGGCCGCGGGCGAGCUGCAAGCGGAGCGCCGGCCCGGCCCCUCCAAGCGCAAGAGGAGCCCCGGCGAGGCGGCGAGGGCCAAGGAGAGGGCCCCCAAGCCCCCGCAGGAGCCCGGCAGCCCCGAGGGCCCGCCCUGCCCCGCUCAGGCCAGGCAGCGGAGCCGGACCGGGCCGGAGCCCGCGGAGAACCUCAACGGCGCCCUGCACGCCGCGGUCAAGAGGAUGGGGGGCCCGGCGGCGGAGAGGCGGCCGGCCGAGGCGCCCCGGAGCCCCGCGCAGCCCAAAGCGCCGCCCGGCUUCUCCGAAGCCGCCACGCUGCUGGCCGCGCAGCUGAAGGAAAAGACCCAGAGCCUCCAGCGGGGCGAGGCGGGGGCGCGGCCCAACGGCAUGAGCCCCCUCCCGGCCCAGCGGGAGAAGCCGGCGCCCCCGCAGAAGGGCAAGCAGGCGGGCGCCGCCCCCGCCGGGCAGAAGGCCGGCAAGCCCCUGCUGCCCACCUCCGCCCCGCUGCAGAAACUGCUGGGGCCCGACGCCGCCGCCGACGAGCCCAAGAGCGGGGAGAAGCAGACCGCAGCGGGCGGCGGCCCCGAGCCGACCCCGGCGCCCGCAGAGCCCGCGCCCAAGAAAACGCCCAUCAAGAAGCCGCCGCGCAAGAAGGGCCGGGAGGGGCCCGCCGAGCCGCCCAAGGGAGCCGCCCCCCCGCCGCAGACUGUGCAAUAGGGGAGGGGGAGGCCGGGCCUGUCCCGGGGCCGGCGGAGACCCCGCCCCACGGAGAUCCACGGCCUCUCUUUGGAUGGCCGCCCCCCGGGACGGGUCGCGAGGCUUUGGGGGACCCAGCGCUGGCGCUGGGCUCUGGCGGGGGGGCAGGAGGGGGCUUUCUUUAAACCGCCGUUGUAAGUG
This is a messenger RNA of Pseudonaja textilis, 3142 nucleotides long. RefSeq names its product scavenger receptor class F member 2 (gene SCARF2). Gene Ontology annotation, molecular function: scavenger receptor activity. Gene Ontology annotation, cellular component: focal adhesion. Gene Ontology annotation, biological process: heterophilic cell-cell adhesion. The record is from RefSeq and is a predicted model, not a curated record. NCBI's taxonomy places the organism in Eukaryota, Metazoa, Chordata, Lepidosauria, Squamata, Elapidae.